Molecule: messenger RNA, 524 nt
Organism: Penaeus indicus
Lineage: Eukaryota; Metazoa; Arthropoda; Malacostraca; Decapoda; Penaeidae
Exons: 3
Coding region: 55-381 (108 amino acids)
Source: RefSeq, a predicted model, not a curated record
CGGCAGCCAACCCUUUGAGAACCACUUCCGAACCCACAGCCUACAGCCGUCGCCAUGGCACUCAAAGCCCUCCUCCUGGUCCUCGCCUUCUCCGCCACCUGCCUCGCCGCCGAAGACGCGCCAGCAGAAAACGCCGCCAGGAACCUAUAUCCCGAAAACCAGUCCAUCACCAUCGGCUACAGCGGUUUCAUGUCUGCCAUCAGCCUCGUCUUGGUCGCCGUGGCCAUCGCCGCCGUCGUGGCACUCUUGCUGGCUGGCACUUCCGAGGCCGCGGGAUACGAGGCGCCUAUUGAAUACGCCUCUGCCCCUGGACCAGCUGCCUACGAGAAAGUAUACAGCGUUCUCAACAGCCUGAAGGAAGCUGCCAGAAAAUACCAGUGAUUUAUUGGAUACAUUUUAACCGUUGUUGAUUUUUUGAUAAUGUAUUAUAUGUGUUGUCCUGUUAUGUGUGUAUAAUUUAAUUUAAAUUUUAUUUUUUUUUAUAUACGUUUAUCUUUGUAAAUAAUAAAUUAAAAAUGUUUUCA